AUGGUACCGGAGUUGACUGCGACGUCUGUAGGAGUACCGGCGACGGCUUCUUCCUCUUCAACCGUAGACGCAGACAAGAACUUAAAGAAUAUUUUGACUGAGUUGCUUUCUUGCUCUCCGGAUGAGCUUGAGGGGGAUGCUGGUGUCAAGCUUUUGAAUGAACGCUUGAAUAUCAAACCCGUUGAUAAAGAAAUGCUUUCCUUCCCUGAAGUUCCUGACUUUCCAGAUGUUAGAAGAAUGGACUUGAAGGCAUCUGGAAGGAACCCAUCAAACCAAAGGACUGCGCUGUCAAAUAUACAGAAUUUGCCAAAAGGGAUCAAUAGUGAUGCAGCUCGAAAAGAUAGCAUGUCAUCAUCAUCAAUUCCACCAGAGGAUCACAUUUCAGUUCCUGAGAGUCAUUAUUUGGUUCCAGGAGAUCGACAGUCUAGAGAGGUUGAUUUAGUAAAGGAUUUGAAUGCCGGUUUCAGAUCUUCAGUGGCCAACAAUGUCGAUAAAGUUAUAACUAGUGCAUCCCCGUCUAAUUUGGACACCUCAUACGUCGCCAGCGAUUUUAACAGCUCUGUGCAGAAGAGUUCCUGUAAAGAUGGUUCUGAUACUCAUUCUGGCAUCCAUAGAUCUCAUUCAGGUCCAGUUGGGGACGCAGAUAAUUGUGUGGACGAUGGCAUUACAAACAGAGAUUCAGUCACACUAGAGGUGAAUGUAGAUAUGCAGACAAAAGGAAAUGAGAUAGAUGUGCCCGUGAGUGAAAGUGAAGCAAACAGAAACACUGGAAGAAGAAAAAACGAUUCUGAUAUCAAUGAAGGAACUGAACUAUUAGACAACCUGGCGGAAUAUGCAUCUAAAGAGGCUGCAAGAAUGGAUCCUUUCACUGUAGAAGAGGAUAACAUCUCAGAUCAGCAAGAUGAAUCCUCAAAAUCUCCAAACAGAGCUCCAGAACAAUACAACACAAUGGAUGGAUCCGUUGAACAUGCAGAGCACAUUCAAGGUCAACAUGGCGAGGAAAAGGACAACACAGACACAGCUUGUGGGCUUCAAGAAGUAAAUGCUCAGGAGGUUCACAGCUCUUCUCAGAAACAAACAAGUGAACGAAGAAAGAGAGGAGGAUCUAGUGAUAGCAAUAUGAAAAAGCGAAGCAAAACCGUGCAUAAUGAGAGCGAGGGAGACAAGCGAAUGGAAACUGUCACACGUGACAGUGGAGCAAAGAAGCAACCCAAAAGAAAUUCGAACGAGAGAGAAGAGAAGAAGAAGAACCAAAUGAAAAAAGUAACACGCGAGGGUAAAAUAUUCUCUCGUAGGAAAAGCCUUGCAGGUGCUGGUACUAAAUGGGAUUCUGGUGUGAGACGAAGUACAAGGAUCAAGUCGAGACCACUUGAAUACUGGAAAGGUGAAAGAUUCUUGUUCGGACGCAUUCACGAGAGUUUGACUACUGUGAUCGGCAUAAAGUAUGCAACUGCAUCACCAGACAUGAAGGGCAGGAGGGAAAAGCAGCGAGAUAUGAAUGUCAAAUCAUUUGUCUCAGAUGAGUACAAAGAGCUGCUUGAUUCGGUCGCUUUGCAUUGA
Molecule: messenger RNA, 1560 nt
Organism: Microthlaspi erraticum
Lineage: Eukaryota; Viridiplantae; Streptophyta; Magnoliopsida; Brassicales; Brassicaceae
Source: the annotation of a GenBank genome assembly